Aspergillus calidoustus is the source of this 1683-nucleotide messenger RNA. The record is from the annotation of a GenBank genome assembly. NCBI's taxonomy places the organism in Eukaryota, Fungi, Ascomycota, Eurotiomycetes, Eurotiales, Aspergillaceae.
AUGAGCGAACGCAUAAGCACAGGCACCGGCACCGGCACAGACGUCGACAAGCCCGCGACAGAUCGACAUGGGCAUUUAGUGCACGCCGAAGUGGUCGACACGACCUUGAAAGCCGACGUUGUCCACAGUGAGAUCGGUCAGUCCAGUGUCGCAUACGGCCCCAACGGAAUUCGCGGUCUCUUUUCAUCGGGCUACGUGUUUGGCGCUGCAUUCGUGGCAUCCCUGGGCGGGUUCUCCUUUGGAUACGACCAGGGCGUCAUCUCGAUCAUCAACGUGAUGGACCAGUUUCAUUCGACAUUUCCGGAGACUGAGACUGCGUUUGGCACGGGGUUCAUGACGGGGAUGUUGUUAUUGGGGGCGUUUGUUGGGUGCUUGUUCAUGCCCUAUCUGGCUGAUAAAAUCUCCCGGAAAUAUGCGUUGACUGUUGUGGUCGUCAUCUUCAACAUUGGUGCGAUUAUUCAGACGGCUGCGCAGAACUAUGGGAUGCUGGUCACUGGGAGGGCGAUUGGUGGUAUUGGCGUCGGUACUUUGGCCAUGACAGCACCUCUUUAUAUCUCCGAAAUAUCCCCUCCGAACCUCCGUGGCACACUGCUGGUCCUCGAAUCCGUCUCACUCGUCACCGGCGUCGUCGUCGCAUACUGGAUCACAUUUGGUACUCGACUCAUGCCCGGCUCCAUCUCCUUCCGACUCCCUCUUGGCCUUCAGAUGGUAUGCUCGACGCUGCUGGGAAUCGGUAUCCACAUCUUCCCGUUUUCUCCACGAUGGCUUGCACUGGUAGGCCGCUCCGACGAGUCCCUGAUCAGCCUAGCCAGGCUCCGCAGCCUCCCCGCCACCGACGAGCGAGUCCAGGUCGAAUACCGGGGCAUCCUCACGGAGAUCACCUUCCAGCGCCUCGUCGAAGAACGAGCGCAUCCGGGUGUCAAGGGCUGGAAGCUCGAGGUGUACAGCUGGCUGGACCUGCUCAAGCGAAAGAACUGGCGGCGGACAGCCGUGGCUGUCGGCGUAUGCUUCUUCCAGCAGUUCUCCGGAAUCAACGCUUUCAUCUACUACGCGCCAACACUCUUCCGGUCACUUGGUCAGGACGAUGAGAUGUCGCUGAUCCUGUCUGGUGUCUUCAACGUCCUGCAGCUUGUGGGCGUCUUCAUUUGCGUUGUGACCAUCGACCGCGUCGGUCGUCGUCCGCUCGCCAUGUUCGGUGGGUUUGGCUGCGCGACCUGCUACCUCGUCAUCGCCGUCCUGAGCGGGCUCUUCGAGGACGACUGGCUUAACCAUACGGAUGCCGGGUGGGCGUGCGUUGCAUUUGCCUUCUUGUUCAUCCUCAUCUUCGGCGUCUCGUACUCACCCUUGGGCUGGACGCUCCCCUCGGAGGUGUACACCACGGCGUCGAGAUCCAAGGGCGUGGCGCUGGCAACCUGCAUCAAUUGGCUGUCCAAUUUCGUCAUCGGAGUCGCUACACCCCCUAUGAUGGAGACGCAGGGGUAUCGAACGUACAUCUUUUUCACGGUUUGGUGUUUCUUAGCGGGCGUUUGGGCAUUCCUCUUGGUCCCGGAGACAAAAGGGAAGACACUUGAGGAAAUGGAUGAGGAGUUCGGGGAUGGCCAAGAGCUGUACGAGCGAGAGCUCAUGAGAACUGCUAUUGAGACAGUGAGCCAGGGAAUUGUGGCGGGUGGACAGAAGGUCUAA